AUGUUGUAUGCAGUUUCUCCAUUGAGUCCCUUUACGAGCAGCAGCAGCAGCAGCAGCAUCUGUUACCCUAGAAUCAAUUUUCAUCAAAAGCGUUUAGCUUCAACGAGGCUUAAUAAGGCCUCGGCCUCAGCGGGUCCCAAUGGAGUGAAGAUCGAGUACACUCCAUGGCUGAUUGUUGGCUUGGGCAACCCUGGAAACAAAUAUCAUGGAACUCGACAUAACGUUGGGUUUGAAAUGAUAGAUCGUAUCUCUCAAGAAGAAGGCAUUUUGAUGAACACUAUACAAUCAAAAUCAUUGAUUGGCAUAGGUGCUUGA
This is a messenger RNA of Striga hermonthica, 315 nucleotides long. The record is from the annotation of a GenBank genome assembly. NCBI's taxonomy places the organism in Eukaryota, Viridiplantae, Streptophyta, Magnoliopsida, Lamiales, Orobanchaceae.